Molecule: messenger RNA, 2689 nt
Organism: Ceratitis capitata (Mediterranean fruit fly)
Lineage: Eukaryota; Metazoa; Arthropoda; Insecta; Diptera; Tephritidae
Gene: ari-2
Product: potential E3 ubiquitin-protein ligase ariadne-2
Exons: 3
Coding region: 851-2443 (530 amino acids)
Biological process (GO): positive regulation of proteasomal ubiquitin-dependent protein catabolic process; protein polyubiquitination; ubiquitin-dependent protein catabolic process
Cellular component (GO): ubiquitin ligase complex; cytoplasm
Molecular function (GO): zinc ion binding; ubiquitin protein ligase activity; ubiquitin conjugating enzyme binding
Source: RefSeq, a predicted model, not a curated record
AUAUGUUACCAUAAACCAAGGGUGAUUGAAACUUUCUUAAAAAUGUAUCAAUGGCGAAAUCCUGUAUUCGUUAUAUCACCGAUUGAAACUCUUUCUUUUAUGUAUGCUAAUUUAUUUUGGAGAUUUCUUUAUUCAUUUCAAAUUUUGCCAUAUGAGUCGCACUGUGGUUAACAAAUUCCAUUUCUUUCUGUUUCACUUUAAUUUGAUAUCUUGCUUUGUUGUUACUAAAGUACAAGAUCUUGUUCGUCCCUUUAAAAGAAAAGAUUUUGUUAUUAUCCGUAGGGUUUUACAAGAAAGUGCAAAAUAUAGUGAAUUGAAAGUUGUGUAGCUGUUAAAGUGUAAUUAACAUUGUAAUGUGGCAGGAAAUGAAGCAAUUGUAAAUGGAUUUUGGGGAAUAGCGUAUUGUAAGCUGUAUGGAUAGAACAAAGGACCAGUUUUUAUCAACAUGCCUAAGCGCUUAUGUUAUUGAAAUGAAAUUCAUAUGGAAAACAACACAGAAAAUAUGACUAAAUAUUUUCACCUUGUGAUAUAUAACAUAUGCUCUCAUAUAGUUUAUUGAUAGCUUUAACAAAAAAUUCUCCUGCUGUGAGUACUACCCCCGCAAAGUGUAUACUUUACCCUUUUCCCAUUUGUUUCGUGAGGAUUGUACAUACACAACCAUAAAAAUUUGCAAUACAAUCUGUGGAAAAGUCAAGUCGCCACCCUCAAUCACAUACAUGUACAGGACGCAAAAAAGCAACUUUACUCUAUAAGAAAAUUUAUAACUUGAAAUAUUAAAAGAGUUUUUUUACAAAUCUUAAAUUAAUACUGAUUAAAGCAGUACAUAGAGAUUUGGGUCCUGCUAUCAAAAAUGUCAGCCGAUUCGGAUAUGGAGUAUUCGGACAACGAUUGCGAAUACGAGGAUUAUUAUAAUUCAGGUGAAGAUUGCGAUGUAGAACGAUUGGAUCCAAAAAAAACUGACCCCGAGUAUUUUGAAUAUGUUUGCCUCACCGUGGAAGAGGUGGAAAAGUUACUCAACGAAUCGGUUGAAAAACUGAAUACAGUUCUGAACAUAACACCUUCACUAUCAAAAGUGCUACUACUGGAACAUCAAUGGGACAAUCAAGUAGUGGUAGAUAAAUAUCGAGAAGAUGCAAAUUCUUUAUUUAUAACCGCUCGUAUUAAACCGCCUAUUAUAUUGGUCAGUCGAGUUGACCCGUUAGCACCAUCCACCAGUAAAGAAGCACUUGCAUUCAGUAAUAUAAAUAGCGGUAGCAGUAGUAGUAGUAGUAAUGACUCGCCUCGUAGCGCAUUAUUAUCGACUGGUAUUUACAAUAAUUACAACAUGUUGGCACCUGGCAGUGACACUACGUCCCAACGCAGCCAAAUGUGUCCAGUUUGUGCUAGUUCACAAAUAGGCGAAAAGUUCUUUAGCCUAUCUUGUGGUCAUGCUUUUUGCAAAGACUGUUGGUCAAUGUUUUUCGACACUCAAAUAUAUCAGGGUAUUUCUACACAAAUCGGUUGCAUGGCCCCCAUGUGUAAUGUUCGGGUUCCCGAAGACUUAGUACUUACACUAGUGACACGCCCAGUAAUGCGUGACAAAUACCAACAGUUUGCCUUUAAAGACUACGUUAGGUCACACCCGCAAUUGCGUUACUGCCCCGGACCAAAUUGCCAAAUUAUAGUGCGCUCAUCAGAGAUUUGUCCGAAACGUGUUAUCUGUACUUGCUGUCAUACAUCGUUUUGUUUCAAAUGUGGCAUGGAUUAUCACGCACCCACAGACUGUAUAAUUAUUAAAAAAUGGCUGACAAAAUGUGCAGAUGACAGUGAGACAGCAAAUUAUAUUAGCGCCAAUACCAAAGACUGCCCGAAAUGUCACAUUUGUAUAGAAAAAAACGGAGGUUGCAAUCACAUGCAAUGUUUCAAUUGUAAGCAUGAUUUUUGUUGGAUGUGUUUGGGUGAUUGGAAGGCACACGGAUCCGAAUACUAUGAGUGUUCCCGCUAUAAAGACAAUCCGAAUAUUGCUAACGAAUCGGUGCAUGUGCAAGCUCGUGAAGCUUUAAAAAAAUAUUUGCAUUAUUAUGAACGAUGGGAAAACCAUUCGAAAUCCUUACAAUUAGAACAACAAACCAUUGAUCGGCUACGUGAUCGUAUUAAUGAGAAAGUCAUGAAGGGAAGGGGAACCUGGAUUGAUUGGCAGUAUUUGUUCAACGCCGCAGCUUUGUUAGCGAAAUGUCGGUAUACGCUUCAAUAUACAUAUCCAUAUGCGUACUACAUGGAGAGUGGGUCGCGUAAGGAUCUAUUCGAGUAUCAGCAGGCACAACUUGAGGCUGAAAUUGAGAAUCUAUCUUGGAAGAUUGAACGUGCCGAAACAACAGAUCUGGGUGAUUUGGAAAAUCAAAUGGACAUUGCUGAAAAGCGUCGCACAACGCUGCUUAAAGACUUCUUUCCAAUAGAUGCUUAAGUGCCAACAAAAUGACUGUAGUAAAAUAGAGAUAUUUACUGUGUUUAAGCUAACGUUAAUUAAUACAUAUUCGACUAUUUGGUAAACAUGGCUGCUAAUACGAAUGGCUAAACUGCAAUAUAAACGCAACGCUCUAAUAUUUUAGAUAAUAUUAAACCAAAACACAUACAUACAUAUUUAGGUAAAUAUAUGUAUAGUUAUAAAUUGCAUAAUACACAUUAUUUAAGAAAAGAAUUUACCAUUUGU